UUACUUCUAUUAAUGAACAAGUAUUACUAGAUUACAACUGUAUUGUACCACGCUUACUUAACCACCAAUAUGAGCGCCCACAUGUCGACCAAUGUUUAUUUGAAAGAAUCGCCCGAGGGUUCAAUCCUAGAGACUUUCGGCAAGUCUUUCCCAAGCGUGGACUCCCCAGACCCCACUGAGCGUGCGUACGGGGCGCUGAAAUCCAGCUGUGAGCGCCGUGCAAAAUACCCCUGUAAUCUUUUACAACGGAAGCAACUGCAGAGUACAACGAGACGCUGCCGGCGUAGCCUCGAUGAGCAAGAAAAGAGACUGUUCAAUCUCGACUUCGAGGAGAUUCACUUCCAUGAAUUGGAAGAUGAUGGCACAGAUUACCGAACACUGACGAUUCGCAACAGCCCAUGUGUACGCAAUCAUCUGCACAAAGAUGGACGAGAUCCCAAGUCCCGUUUCGUCUUCAUCCAAGCCGAACACUCACGCGCUCCAUUGAACUGCUCUCGCGACAGUUUCUCGCACAUCUUGUCCUAUCACCAAGUCCCCCCAAACUUCAUCGACUUUGUCUCUGCCUUCGGUUCCACGCACUAUCCGACCGACUACCACAUGACAGGCUUUGACUCGGACGAUACACUCGGUACACAUGAGUCCAAGUUGAUAAACAUUUCCACACUUGGGCGCUCAGGACGCGAGCACCGUAUGCAAUAUCUUUUGCGAUCUGUCGAGCGGGACUCUGGUCCUGACGGAUCCCGCAAGUGGAACAUCCGGCAGACCUCAGUAUACCAUUCCUUUGACCUUGUCGAAGGCAAAUCACUAUGGAUCAAUAUCAAGGCCAAUGGUCUCCUGGAGGAUAGGAUUAGAGAAGCAACCGCCGACUCUGCAAUAGUUGACUCUGCUGCACUGGAAGACUUGUCAAAGUCUUUUUCUGCAACCCUGAUCAUUCACCUUAUCUUCCUUGAGUGGUGCGACGAAGAUUGGCGUACGUCUAUCAACGAUUGUGAGAGCAAGAUUCGCGACAUCUUGGCAAAGGCUCAAACGUCUCAAAUUGCUCAGCCCCCUGAAUUCAGCGCCUCAGCAAGACGCGCCUUAGGUCUGCAGGAGCAGCAGGCCACACUGCUCAGCGAUCAUGAAAAAGUCCCUCUUUCAAGAGCUUUGCUGAAGGGGCAGAAGAUUGGUAACCAUCUCGAGUCAUUAAGCCAUUACAUACACAGGGCCCCACGGAAUGCACAGCAGCCUAGGACGGCUGAAGAUGACGUCCAUCUGCAAAAGAGGCAGCUGGAGAAUCUCAAGAACCUCGAUACCUUUUCUUUCGGAGAAGUCCAGCAUCUUCACUACCUGGGCGAGCAGUUGGAGAGCUAUCGCUUGGUGAUGCAGCUCAACUGUCAAACCUUGCGCGAUAUUGCUGAGCGUUACCAAGAUUUGCCAUCGCACCCAGCGUUUCCAGAAUCUCUUCGGAAAAACUGCAUGGAAGAUAUUUUGUCAUUCGUGCGACGAGUUGAGCGUAUCAGAAAAAAUCUCGAGAUCCGUAUAACACAAAUAAAUUCGCUGCUCGCAUGGCUUGAAAACGGAAAGACAUUAUUCGACGGUAUACUGCAAUAUCGCAGUGUUCAGAUCGGUCGCAUCUACACCGAAAGUUCAUUCGACCAGUCUCAGAAGAUGGAGCGUAUCGCUUACAAAACGGAGAAAGAGACCAUCUCAAUGCACAUCAUCACUUGUGUGACGCUGGCCUUCCUUCCUCCAAUGUUUGUCGCUACAUUCUUCCAAAGUGGACUCGUCGAGGUGAACCAAAAUGCGAAAAGUGUUGAUAACGCAGUCACAUUUCACAAUAAGGCUUUCGCGCUUUUUGCUACGAUAUGCUUCCCUCUCAUGGUCUUCACCUUUUUUUUGUGGAUUCUAGUGUUCAGAUGCCUAUCACGUAGAGCUCGUAGGAGGAUUGCGCCAGGAGAUGUUUGACUUGAACGCUAAUGGUAGGGCGCGAAGCGGGAUGUCGCUCAGCGUCUUUUUCAUGUCUCUCUUUAUAUAACUAUUAGAUUUGGAGAUGGAUUUCCUACAGCAUAUGUUGAUUGAUUAGUAUUCCUAUAUCAUGAUCUUGGUAGUGCCAAACACCUUGAGCAAGAAGCAUUCGAUUUUUGGAUUCUAUCAUGCAAGGUAGGCUCUAAGACGAGCCGCGACCUGUGUACUAUCGGACGCAGUUUUGAUUGCGAAUCAGGCUACUGUAUCCUUCAGCCUCCCCACCAUAAAUGAAACGUUCAUCACUAUGCC
Molecule: messenger RNA, 2253 nt
Organism: Fusarium redolens
Lineage: Eukaryota; Fungi; Ascomycota; Sordariomycetes; Hypocreales; Nectriaceae
Exons: 5
Coding region: 70-1944 (624 amino acids)
Source: RefSeq, a predicted model, not a curated record